Messenger RNA from Pterocles gutturalis (yellow-throated sandgrouse), 573 nucleotides. RefSeq names its product sulfotransferase 6B1-like. Gene Ontology annotation, molecular function: sulfotransferase activity. The record is from RefSeq and is a predicted model, not a curated record. Gene Ontology annotation, biological process: sulfation. Gene Ontology annotation, cellular component: cytoplasm. Lineage: Eukaryota; Metazoa; Chordata; Aves; Pterocliformes; Pteroclidae.
UGGACCCAGGACACCCACCUGCCACUUAAUCUCCUGCCCCCAUCUGUUCUCCAAAGCAAGGCUAAGAUCCUUGUGCACAUUCGGAAGCCCAAAGACAUGGCUGUCUCCUAUUACCACUUCUACAACAACAUGCCAGUGCUGCCAUCCUUUGCCUCCUGGGAUGAGUACUUUUCAGCCUUCAUGAGUGGGAAAUUGGCCUGGGGAUCCUUCUUUGACCACUUAGUGGAAUGGAACAAAUACAUUGACCACGAGAGGAUCAUGAUUAUAAGCUACGAGGAACUCAAAGAGGACCAGGUACUGGGAAUGAAAAAGAUUGCUGCCUUCUUUGGAUUCUCUGUGGGUGAGGAAGAUUUUUCCAGAAUUGCCAAGAAGACCAGUUUCCGAGCUGUGAAAGACAAUUCCAAGGAAACACAUGGAAAGUUUGGAAAUAUCCUCUUCCGGAAAGGGGUUGUUGGGAACUGGAGAGACCUCUUCUCUAAAGCUCAGAAUGAAGAAAUGGACCAAAAAUUCAAAGGCUGCCUAGGAGGAACAAAGCUGGCAGCAAAGAUGAAAUAGGUGUACUGCAAGGCCUGA